Messenger RNA from Salvia miltiorrhiza (redroot sage), 5457 nucleotides. RefSeq lists its product as uncharacterized. The coding region runs from base 79 to 5457 and encodes 1792 amino acids. The transcript is spliced from 6 exons. The record is from RefSeq and is a predicted model, not a curated record. Lineage: Eukaryota; Viridiplantae; Streptophyta; Magnoliopsida; Lamiales; Lamiaceae. Gene Ontology annotation, molecular function: DNA helicase activity; ADP binding. Gene Ontology annotation, biological process: telomere maintenance; DNA repair.
UCACCACAUAUCACACAACAUGAGCACAAAUCAAAUUCUUUUUUUAAUUAAUAUAUUUAUAUUUAUAUAUUGCAGUUAAUGAGGUAUAUAGAUCGACAAAGAAAAAAUCUACAAAGACAAAAGAAACGUAAACGAAAUGCAAGUGAUUUGAAUUGUUCAUUGCUACAUGAAUUGAAAAAUGUGCCUGAUUGCAUUCAUUGUGGUGCAAGAAGAUUUGAAUAUGAACCUCCUACUUUUUGUUGUGAUAAUGGAAAAGUUAAACUUGUAUUUUCUGAAGUUCCUCCGGAGUUGGAUGAAUUGUUUACAGCCCAGUCAGAAGAAGCUAUUAAUUUCAGAAGGAAUAUUCGUGCUUAUAAUAGUAUAUUCUCAUUUACUUCGUUUGGUGUAAAAUUGGACAAAGAAUUAGCAUCUGCAAGACGGGGAGUUUAUUCUUUUCGAGCACAAGGCAUGGUUUAUCAUGAUCUUCCUGGAUUGAUCCCACAAUAUGCGUCUCCAAAAAUUUUUCAGCUAUACUUUUAUGACACACAAAGUGAGUUUGAGAACAUAAUUAACAUAAUGCAAAAUCAAGUUUUGUCAGAAGCAGUUGUACAGAUGCUCAUGAAAAUUUUAGAGAUCAACCCGUAUGCAAAAUUCUUUCGAAGAUUGAAAGAUUAUCCUUCAAUGGACAAUGUUCAACUUCAUAUUUCUAAAGAUGUCAACUUAGAUCAACGAGUAUAUAAUUCUCCACAUGCAGAUCAAGUUGCAGCUAUAUGGGUUGAGGGAAAUAAUGAAAAUAUUCCAUUGGAGCGGGAUAUUGUAGUUCAUGCUCAUUCCGGCGACAGACAUAGAAUAAAGCAUUAUUAUGGAUGUUAUGAUCAAUUGCAAUAUCCACUUCUUUUUCCAAUGGGCAAAACAGGUUGGCAUCAAAACAUUAGAAAGAUUGAUCCAGCAUCUUUGGUUCGUAACACAAAUUAUGUUUCUACUUCUACUUCAUUAGCAAGAACCAUAAUUGCAGGCGAUAUUAUCUCCAAUGAAGAACAAGAUGUAAGAGUUUUAUGGGAUACUUACUUUGAUGCAAUGUCUGAAGAUUUUAAAAGGGAUGCCAAUACUUCAAUCCGACAACGUGUUUCUAAGACAUUGCUGAGCUUAAGAGUUUUGUUACAGAGCAUGGGAAAAGAUAUAAAUUCAUAUGAUCUUCCCACAAUUCCUUCUUAUGAUGGUAAUAUAGAAAAUAAUUGUUCCAGAGAGAUACAAGAUGAGAUGUCGAUACAAAUUCCUGAGGAAGAUCAAGAUGCAGAGUUAAAGUUGAAUGAUGACCAACGGAAAGCAUUUUCUAUGAUUUUGAGUUCCAUACAGAAAGCAGAAGGUGGGAUUUUUUUCAUAGAUGGACCCGGUGGAACUGGAAAGACUUUCUUAUAUCGUGCACUAUUAGCUCAUCUUAGAUUAAGAAAACACAUAGCUCUUGCAACUGCUACAUCUGGAGUUGCUGCAGGGAUCAUGCCUGGAGGAAGAACAGCACAUUCACGCUUUAAAAUUCCUAUAAAUUCUGAUGAAGCAAGUGAAUGUUCAAUUUCAAAACAAAGUGUAGCUGCCGAGUUAUUGCGGAGAGCACAACUGAUUAUAUGGGAUGAAGCACCGAUGGCAAAAAAAUGGGCAAUUGAAAAUGUAGAUAAGUUGUUAAAAGAUGUCAUGGGGAAUGAUAAAGAUUUUGGUGGAAAAGUCAUCAUUUUUGGAGGAGAUUUCAGACAAGUAUUGCCGGUUGUUCCUAAAGCUACAGUCUACCAGACUAUAUUAGCAAGUUUGGUUAAUUCUUAUUUAUGGGGCAGAAUUAAAAAGAUCACUUUGUCCAUAAAUAUGAGAUCCAAGAAUGAUCCACAAUUCCGCAAAUUCUUACUAAGUGUUGGAAAUGGUGAAGAACCGAUGGAUGAUGAAGGUAAUAUCAAAAUUCCAGAUGAUAUGGUAAUUGAGUAUGACAAUGAAGAAAAUUCUUUGAAAAGACUUAUCGCAGCCAUUUUUCCGAGUUUAGCAAGGAAUGCAUAUUCGGCGGAGUACAUGACGAAUCGAGCAAUAUUAACGCCAAAAAAUGAGCAUGUGGAUAAGCUGAAUGAUAAGUUGAUAUCCAUGUUUCCUGGAGAAGAACAAAUUUUCAACAGUUUUGAUGAAGCUAUUGACCAGACAAACAUAAACUAUGACGUCGAUUUUUUGAACUCUUUGACUCCAAAUGGAUUACCUCCACAUAACCUUGUUGAGCCCUCUCCACAUAUCUUGCAACGCGCCUACUAUCAGUUGCGGCCGUUGCAAGAUAUUUUGGAACGAUUGGACAGGACAAGGACAAGCAAGAGCAGGAAGAAGGUGAAUGCUUUGGAUGGAAGAAUCAAAGAGUUGAUUUGGGAAUUCCAAGACUUAUUGGAAUCCCUUCUCUACCAACAGAUUCUUGGAAUUCCUUCACAAUCUCGUGCAGACCAAGUUGAUGAAGAAAUGAAAGAGAGAGUAAGGGAAUUCGGAGGCUUAUUGGAAUCUCUUCCCUCACUACCACAGAUUCUAUUUCAAAGCCCUCGUCUACACCACACAAUCCCAACAAGAAGAAGAAGGAGAAUACGGGCACAAAUUGUAUUCACUCUCAUAGCAACAAGAAGAGUACUACCACAGAUUGUAUUUCAAAGACUUCCUCCACACCACACAACCACAAGAGGAAGAAGAAGAAGAAGACUGAUGGUGCAUAAAGAGAAAGGAAGAAAAUUCAACACGCCAAGAAUCAUGAAUGGUGUUGAGGGUGAGAGAAUCAGAUUCUCCAUUGAUCUGAAAGUCCUGAAACAUCAUGUUGAUUCCUUCAUGGAGAGGCUCAAGGAUAUGGAGAAGGAAUACAUUUAUGAAGUGUACAAUAUGCCUGAAGACGACGACGUGGACCAAUCCAUUUCCUCAAGAAGUGGGACCAAGUCCAAGAUGAUUGGAUUAUCGGAUGAAUUCCAACAACUCAGAAAGGAACUUAUGGAAAGCCGUUGCUUUAACGAUUAUAUCGCACUUGUUGGGACUGCAGGCGUUGGGAAGACUGCUCUUGCUAAGGCAGUUUUUGAAGAUCCAGAAAUCUUGAGCCAUUUUGAGCAUCGCGUGUGGGUCAGAGUAGGCAGAAAAUCUCAAUUCGAUGAUGUGUCACGAGGCAUUCUAGCUCAAAUGUGUGGUAUCACACAAGGAGAUCACGAAUUAGGUGCCUACUUGGAAGAAAGAUUGGAGGGAAAGAAAAACGUCCUUGAUGGUUUCUGGGAGGGAAAGAAAUGCCUCAUUGUGCUCGAUGAUGUGUGGGAGAGACAGAUAUUGGAUUCCUUGACAAGAUCCUUUGAGAACAUCAAUGAUGGAUUAAUUAAAAUCUUGGUUACUACUCGAGACAAAAACGUAUAUUGCUCAAAGCAUGGUCCUACUCAUACAAUAUUGGUGCGGUUUUUGAAGGAAGAAGAAAGUAAGGAGCUAUUAUGCGAGAAGGUGUUUGGUGAAAAGGAUUGCCCUUUUCACCUUGACAAAGCUAUCACCAAAAUUGCAAAGAACUGUGAAGGUCUUCCUCUUAUGAUAGUCACAGUGGCUGACAUCUUAUCAAAAGCCCAGGAUACAGACCCCAAAUACUGGGAUGAUGUAGCAGAAAAGCGAAAUUCGGUCUUCACCGAUGCAUAUAAUGAGAUAUCAAAGGUACUUUUCCCAAGUUACGAUUACUUACCUCAAUAUCUUAAAAUGCCUUUUCUAUAUAUGGGAGUCUUCCCUCCGGAAUAUAACAUCCCCCUUUCCAAGAUAAUGAAUAUGUUGGCUUGUGAGGGUUGGUUUCAUAACAUAAACAAAAAGGAGUCUUUGGAGGAUUCUAUCUUCAAAUGUUUGGACCAGCUUUGCAAUUAUAGGUAUCUUGCUUUAUUCAACGAAAGGAACAUCUAUAAUUCUUGGUGGGAGUUUGGUAACCGCAAGUUUAAAGCUUGUUGGCUUCAUUCUUCGUGGCGGUACGUGUGUAGAGGAGAGGCUCGGAAGAACAAGUUUUAUCACGUCUUAAAUAAACUUGAUGAAGACUUAGAAGAUAAUGUAAAAGGUCAGCAUUGCUUGUGUCUGGAAAAUAACAUUUUAUUUAGCAUCAAAGACUUUUGCAUUUCCAUGAGAUUGAACUGUGCAUCCUCUGCACGUUCUCUUCUUUUUUUUGGUCCGUACCACCAAUAUCCAAUCCCAUUGGGUGACGAUUUCAAGUUGCUUGGCAAACUAGACGCUCUUAAUCUACGUUUGUACACUUUCCCAACAGAAAUUCUUACACUAGUCCUGCUAAAGUACCUUGCUCUAACUUGCAAUGGAGAACUCCCGACAACCAUAUCCAAACUUUUCAACCUCCGAGUCUUGAUCAUCCAUCCGCAUAGCAACAUUAGAAUUUGUAGAGCUCCAUCGUAUGUACCAAUAGAAAUAUGGGAUAUGCAAGUGUUGGAGCAUAUUGAGAUAUUGGGGAAGAGCCUUGUAGCUCCAUGUCAUUAUACUUCUUUGGAAAAACUCUCAACACUUAUAGGUGUGAAUGCCAGCAUUUCUACUAUCUUGGAACUCUCCCACAAAGUUCCUUGUAUAAGGAAAUUAGGAGUUCAAAUCGAGCUAACCCCUUACGACGAGCAUGAUGACCUCUUAAGUUGCUUUGGUUGUGUUUCAACACUUGGAAGUUUGGAGACAUUGAAAUGUAGCAUCAUAAAUCCUGUGGUUAAGUACGAUCAUGCGUUUCCUAGUUCAUUGAUGUUGCCACGUUGGUUGAAAAAAUUACAUUUGAGUGGCAUGGGUUUUUCUUGGGAAUACAUGGAUGCGAUUGGUUCUUUGCAUUCUCUUGAAGUGCUCAAAUUGCGAGCCUAUGCCUUUCGGGGUUCAAAGUGGAAAACACAACUGAGAAGUUUCUUGAAACUUAGGUUUCUUCUUAUUGAAGACAGUGAUUUGGUGCAAUGGAAACCAAGAUAUGGAAGCUUCCCUAAUCUUGUUCGCCUAAGCUUGAAACAUUGCUACAAACUAGAAGAGAUCCACUGGCCGUCUCAUUAUAUGCUCGGAACCAUUGAAGUAGUGAACUGCAAUCCUGUAGCUUUGACUUGUGCUAAGAAACUACGACCGGAUCCAGAGACUUCCAUUGAUGUCACUGCCUCGUUUUCUUUUGACGAGAAACCCGUUACUAUCAAGUUUGAAAGGCAUGGGUAUAAAAGAUGGAUCAAACGGAAAGACGGGAUGCCAUGUUCUCCAAUCCCACUCAGUCGUUGUAUUAUUACAGACAACAAAAAUGCUGCUGGAUUCUCAGGUGUUCAUGCCGCUGAUGUUUAUGAAAAAGGCUCCUUUGAUGCUACCGAGUCCGACUUUGAUGAAGAAGACUCCGUUGAUGCUACCGAGUCCGACUUUGAUGAAGAAGGCUCCUUUGAUGCUACCGAGUCCGACAACGAUGUCGAGGAUGAGGAUGCUCAAGAUGUGCCGGAGGCUGUUGAUGAGGCUGAUGAGUGA